ACCGCUCCCUUCACAACUGCAGCUCAGUUAAGAGGGAAACCAUGGCUAAGGUUGGACUCCUUCAUUUGGCAGCUUGCUGCAUCAUUGCUGUGGGGUUUGUUGAAAGUAAAGAGCCAUGCAAGCCGCCACCACUAACAAGUGGGCAACUUUGGGUGACUGCUGCUAAAGGGAUGCAAGCAGGAGGAGGCCAAUUCAGCUAUGACUCUCCAGGGAAACGACUCCGAUUCGCAGACACCGAGGCACUGAAGAGGGCCAAAUAUCUAGAUGUCCUGUUUCUGUUUGAAGAGGGCAUUUUCUAUGAGAUCGACAAGAAAUCCAGCACUUGCAAGAAAAGGCCUUUACAAUCAACGCUUCAACCUAUGGAGAUCCAACCAAACAUGACAGACUUUGGAAACAUGUACCUGGGCAGCAAGGUGGACAGUGGACAGGGCCUCAACAUGAACAACUGGGUGAUGAUGGUACCGCAACUUGGUCCCUUUACAGUCACUGUAAGCCCUGUUGGCUGCCUCACACUUAGUUCUGUGCUGUUCACUCAGUCAAAGGACCUGCUGAUGUUUAGUUUUCUUGAGGUUGUUAAAGAAGUGAAGGACCCACAGGUGUUUGUGCCUCCAACAUUCUGUGAUGGUGUGCCUUUGGAACCAGAAGGAAAUACCCUUUUCGGGGUCUUCUUAAACCAAGUAUAAAUACAUAAUUCCAGUUUGGUUCACAGAAUGUUUGCAGUGGGCUAAAUCAGUGUAAUAGCUUUGAGUGAAACAUUUCAUACUAAUUGCUAAUGCAAAUAAAUACAAUAUGCAUUAUGUUUAUAUAUACAUACAUAUCAAGCAGCACUGCCUGAUACAACAAUCUAGCACAGUUAAGUCUUUAUCUACUGUACCACAUUGUUAAUAGAACUAGAUGUACCGAAAAGCGGCACAAAAUAUGACCGCCACUCAGUCCUGCACAUUCUCUCCGCAUAAAAUAAAUCUCUCCAUCUCCUACUCUUCCAACGUUUGUGUAAGUGAAUGUGUGAUUGCAUGUGUGGUUUACUUUUGUGUAUCUAUGUGCUUCUCUGUGUAUGUUCACUUGUGAGUGUGUGUGUGUGUGUGUGGGUAAUGCUGUGUGUGUUCGUGUUUUUGUUUGUGUGUUUGUGUGUGCAUGUGUGUGUAUGUGCGUGUCUUCUUGCCUGCAUGCAUGUGUGUAGUUUAUGUGUUUAUGCAUGUGUGUAUUCACUUGUGAGUGUGGGCUGGGGUAAUAGCGUGUGUGUGUGUGUGUGUGUGUGCGUGUGCGUGUGCGUGUGCGUGUGUGUCAGUCUCUGCGUGCGUGCCUGUGUGUGCAUGUGCAUGUGCGUGCGUGCGGACAUUUUUAACAAGUGAGCAACCCAAUAAUAAAGAUCUCAUCAUAAGAUCCCAUAGGCUCCUUGGUAAAAUGUUUGCCUAUCAAAACACUUCUUAAUGCCACCAUGUGAAAAUGCUAAGCAUCUGUUAGAGAAUAAAAGAGUAGCUUAUGCAAACCCUGAUAAUCACUUUGGUUCC
Sardina pilchardus (European sardine) is the source of this 1511-nucleotide messenger RNA. It is a transcript of the gene epd, whose product is annotated as ependymin. The record is from RefSeq and is a predicted model, not a curated record. Gene Ontology annotation, cellular component: extracellular region; lysosome. The transcript is spliced from 6 exons. Gene Ontology annotation, biological process: cell-matrix adhesion. Gene Ontology annotation, molecular function: calcium ion binding. Lineage: Eukaryota; Metazoa; Chordata; Actinopteri; Clupeiformes; Clupeidae. The coding region runs from base 42 to 683 and encodes 213 amino acids.